AUGGGUUCCAUCAACGGCUUCCCUUCUGACCCAGUCUCCAACCUCCGACCCGUCACCAGAUUCAUCACCACUCACCGCGAAGACGGUAAAGCAAUUGUCCACUCGUCCGAGCACGGAAAAUGGCAAGGCAUGCGCAACAACGAAGUCGGACUCAGCCUACUAUACACAACAUCCGAGUUCCCAGCGCAACUCAACAACGACAUCGACAUCAAAACACACGAACAGGUCGAACAGCAAGGAUCUGGGUUAGUGAACCGAGGCGGCAGUGUUUGUCGAAUGUGUGAUUUUGCGCCUGGCAAUAAUCCCAUGAUGCAUCGGACAAAGAGUUUGGAUUAUGGUGUUGUUUUGGUGGGAGAGAUGGAGAUGAUUCUCGAUUCUGGGGAGGUCGUCACCCUGAAACAAGGCGAUGUCGCUGUUCAACGUGGAACUAUGCACGCUUGGAGGAAUCCUAGCGCUACGCAGUGGGCGAGGAUGAUGUUUGUGCUUCUUGAUAGUCAUCCGAUUCAGUUGGGUGGUGAGGCUUUGGGAGAGAAGUUGGCUCCCGAACAACAUGAGAUGACAGCCAGUAAUAAUCUUUGA
Messenger RNA from Exophiala mesophila, 579 nucleotides. RefSeq lists its product as uncharacterized. Bases 1 to 579 code for a protein of 192 amino acids. The record is from RefSeq and is a predicted model, not a curated record. NCBI's taxonomy places the organism in Eukaryota, Fungi, Ascomycota, Eurotiomycetes, Chaetothyriales, Herpotrichiellaceae. The transcript has a single exon.